Chinchilla lanigera (long-tailed chinchilla) is the source of this 3523-nucleotide messenger RNA. RefSeq names its product valyl-tRNA synthetase (gene Vars1). Gene Ontology annotation, biological process: valyl-tRNA aminoacylation. The record is from RefSeq and is a predicted model, not a curated record. NCBI's taxonomy places the organism in Eukaryota, Metazoa, Chordata, Mammalia, Rodentia, Chinchillidae. Gene Ontology annotation, cellular component: cytosol. Gene Ontology annotation, molecular function: aminoacyl-tRNA deacylase activity; valine-tRNA ligase activity; ATP binding.
UGCCGGCCCUGGGGCUCCGCGGCCCCGCGCAGGACGCCCAGGCUGCACUGGGCGCCCUGGGCAAGGCCCUGCGGCCCCUGGAGGAGUGGCUGAGGCUGCACACCUACCUGGCGGGGGACGCGCCCUCUCUGGCUGACCUGGCCGCCGUCACAGCCUUGCUGCUACCCUUCCGAUACGUCCUGGACCCCUCCGCCCGCCAGAUCUGGGGCAGCGUGACCCGCUGGUUCAGUGCCUGUGUCCAGCAGCCGGAGUUCCGGGCUGUGCUGGGAGACGUGGCUCUGUACUCGGGGACCAGGUCCCCCUGCCAGCAGCCAGGCCCUGAGGUCCCUGCACCUCCCAAGACAGCUGCUCAGCUCAAGAAAGAAGCGAAGAAGCGGGAGAAGCUGGAGAAGUUCCAACAGAAGCAGAGGCUGCAACAGCAGCAGCCGCCCGCAGGGGAGCAGAAGAGGCCGAGAGCGGAGAAGAAGGAGAAACGCGAUCCCGGCGUCCUGACCUAUGACCUCCCGACCCCGCCUGGGGAGAAGAAAGAUGUGAGCGGCGCCAUGCCCGACUCCUACAGCCCGCGGUACGUGGAGGCCGCCUGGUACCCCUGGUGGGAGCAGCAGGGCUUCUUCAAGCCGGAGUACGGGCGCCCCAGCGUGUCGGUGCCAAACCCCCGGGGCGUCUUCAUGAUGUGCAUCCCACCCCCCAACGUGACAGGCUCCCUGCACCUGGGCCAUGCGCUCACCAACGCCAUUCAGGACUCGCUGACCCGAUGGCACCGCAUGCGCGGCGAGACCACCCUGUGGAACCCGGGCUGUGACCACGCGGGCAUUGCCACCCAGGUGGUGGUGGAGAAGAAGCUGUGGCGGGAACGAGGGCUCAGCCGGCACCAGCUGGGGCGCGAGGCCUUCCUGCAGGAGGUCUGGAAGUGGAAGGAGGAGAAAGGUGACCGGAUCUACCACCAGCUGAAGAAGCUCGGCAGCUCCUUGGACUGGGACCGAGCCUGUUUCACCAUGGACCCUAAACUGUCGGCGGCUGUGACAGAGGCUUUCGUGCGGCUUCAUGAGGAAGGCAUCAUCUACCGCAGCACGCGCCUGGUCAACUGGUCCUGCGCCCUCAACUCCGCCAUCUCCGACAUUGAGGUGGAUAAGAAGGAGCUGACAGGUCGCACGCUGCUCUCUGUGCCCGGUUACGAGGAGAAGGUGGAGUUUGGGGUCCUGGUGUCCUUCGCUUACAAGGUGCAGGGCUCAGACAGUGGUGAGGAGGUGGUGGUGGCCACAACUCGGAUUGAGACCAUGCUGGGCGAUGUGGCGGUGGCCGUGCACCCAGAAGAUCCCAGAUACCAGCACCUGCAGGGAAAGAGUGUGGUCCACCCGUUCCUGCCGCGGAGCCUCCCCGUUGUCUUUGACGAUUUUGUGGACAUGGAGUUUGGCACAGGCGCCGUGAAGAUCACCCCCGCGCACGACCAGAACGACUACGAGGUGGGGCAGCGGCACCGGCUGGAGGCCAUCAGCAUCAUGGACGCCCGCGGGGCCCUCAUCAACGUGCCCCCCCCUUUCCUGGGCCUGCCCAGGUUUGAGGCCCGGAAGGCUGUGCUGGCGGCCCUGAAGGAGCAGGGGCUCUUCCGGGGCAUCCGGGACAACCCCAUGGUGGUGCCACUGUGCAACCGUUCUAAGGACGUGGUGGAACCUCUGCUGCGGCCGCAGUGGUACGUGCGCUGCGGGGAGAUGGCCCAGGCCGCCAGCGCAGCUGUGACGCGGGGCGACCUCCGCAUCCUGCCCGAGGCCCAUCAGCGGACGUGGCACUCCUGGAUGGACAAUAUCCGGGACUGGUGCAUCUCCCGGCAGCUGUGGUGGGGCCAUCGCAUUCCAGCCUACUUCGUCACUGUCAGCGACCCUGCCGUGCCCCCCGGGGAGGACCCGGACGGCCGCUACUGGGUGAGUGGACGCAGCGAGGCGGAGGCCCGGGACAAGGCAGCCAAGGAGUUCGGGGUGUCGCCUGACAAGAUCGCCCUCAAGCAAGAUGAGGACGUGCUGGACACCUGGUUCUCUUCUGGCCUCUUCCCCUUCUCCAUCUUCGGCUGGCCCAGCCAGUCAGAAGACCUGAAUGUGUUCUACCCGGGGACGUUGCUGGAGACGGGCCAUGACAUCCUGUUCUUCUGGGUGGCCCGGAUGGUCAUGCUCGGCCUGAAGCUCACCGGCAGGCUGCCCUUCAGAGAGGUGUACCUGCACGCCAUCGUGAGGGACGCACACGGCCGGAAGAUGAGCAAGUCUCUGGGCAAUGUCAUCGACCCCCUCGACGUCAUCCACGGCGUCUCCCUGCAGGGCCUGCACGAGCAGUUACUGAGUAGCAACCUGGAUCCCAGCGAGGUGGAGAAGGCCAAGGAAGGACAGAAGGCCGACUUCCCUGCUGGGAUUCCUGAGUGUGGCACCGACGCCCUCCGGUUUGGCCUCUGUGCCUACACCUCUCAGGGUCGGGACAUCAACCUGGAUGUGAACCGGAUACUGGGUUACCGACACUUCUGCAACAAGCUCUGGAACGCCACCAAGUUUGCCCUCCGAGGCCUCGGGCAGGGCUUUGUGCCCUCACCCACGUUCACGCCGGGGGGCCGCGCGAGCCUGGUGGACCGCUGGAUCCUCAGCAGGCUGACGGAGGCCGUGAGGCUCAGCAAUGAAGGCUUCCAGGCCUAUGAUUUCCCAGCCAUCACCACGGCCCAGUAUAGCUUCUGGCUGUACGAGCUCUGUGACGUCUACCUGGAGUGCCUGAAGCCCGUGCUGCACGGGGUGGACCAGGCCGCCGCCGAGUGUGCCCGCCAGACGCUCUACACCUGCCUGGACGUCGGCCUGCGCCUGCUGUCGCCCUUCAUGCCCUUCGUGACGGAGGAGCUGUUCCAGAGGCUGCCCCGGCGCUCGCCGCAGGCCCCUGCCAGCCUCUGCGUCACCCCCUACCCCGAGCCUGCGGAGUGCUCCUGGAAGGACCCUGAGGCAGAGGCUGCCCUCGAGCUGGCGCUGAGCAUCACUCGUGCCGUCCGCUCCCUGCGUGCGGACUACAACCUCACCCGGACCCGGCCCGACUGUUUCCUGGAAGUGGCCGACGAGCCCACAGGCGCCCUGGCGUCGGCGGUGUCCGGCUACGUGCAAGCGCUGGCCAGCGCGGGUGUGGUGGCAGUCUUGGCCCUCGGGGCUCCUGCACCCCAGGGCUGCGCCGUGGGCCUGGCGUCUGAUCGCUGCUCCAUCCACCUGCAGCUGCAGGGCCUGGUGGACCCCGCAAGGGAGCUGGGCAAGCUGCAGGCCAAGCGGGCGGAGGCGCAGCGCCAGGCCCAGCGCCUGCAGGAGCGCCGCUCCGCCGCAGGCUACUCCGGCAAGGUGCCCCUGGAAGUCCAGGAGGCGGACGAGGCCAAGCUCAGACAGACAGAGGCAGAGCUCAGGAAGGUGGAUGAGGCCAUCGCCCUGUUCCAGAAGAUGCUGUGACGCCCGCUCCAGCCCUCUCGGCCCCCGGGGUCCACCUUGGGAACAGCAGCAAUAAAAUAUUUUGCCACAAA